AGCAGAGAAGGGAGAUCAAACGGGUAAGAGAGAAGUGCCGAUCGAGGAAGAUGGAGCACGGGAAACAUGCGGCGAGGCGGCCCAUUCCCGGCACUCGCGCGAGAACGAGCGGGUCGGCACGCCGUACACUUGCGGAUCGCGCGCACGCACGUGAUCGCAUGUGUUCUCGCGAGAAAUUAUUCCGUCCUCCGAGUGCUUUUCGUGUACUCGGCAAAAUUUCUCCUAAAGUCUCGGCACGACAGACUGUGUCGUGUGUGUUUUAUCUUUGUUAUCUUGUUCUUCUCUCUCUCUCUCUCUCUCUCUCUCUCUCUUCAUCCCUUUUUUUUCUUUACAUAUAAAGGAUAGUGCCUUUUCCGUUUUCGCUUCGUCGCGUCGCCACAUGGACCGUCCCCCCUCAGUCGCCUGGGGCGAUGAUCUCGUCGGAAUAAGUGAGUGAUUUUCGGUGUUCCCCGACGAGGUAGUAUUAUUAUUGUUACGUAUCGCCGAGAUGUACCGAAUAUACACACUCUGGUCGGCAACGAUCCACGAUUUCUCACGACUGUGACCCUGUGUUCCGAUCGCUUCCGACCGAUCGAUCAGUGAUCGCGUAGCCGAGAGAGGUAUCUUUGCAAAGCGGAGUGUCGCAGGUAUUGCCGCGAGGCCGCGGACAGAUUUCGCUGUGGGUGCUGAUGAGAACUCCCUGGGAGUCGGUCGAUGUGGUCCGUCGCGUUGGUGGAUUACAUCUCAUCGGAAUCGCAUUAUUUGUCGGUGGUGAAUUUCAUCAGCUGUCGGGGAAAGAAUCCGGGCGCUGGCAAGUGUGCGUACAGCGAUGGGUCACGUGAAAAACCGGCAGGCGUAUGAACCAGUGAAAAUCGGCGGCCAGGUCCGCUCUCGGGCUGUCAGGAAAAAAUUUGUCCCGUAAGAAGGAGAGAGGGCGAAGGCACGGGACGAAAGGUACGGAUCUCUGAGAAAGAGGGCGAAUACGCGAGAGAGUGUCGGAGAGCGACAAAGUCGCCGUCGAGGCAAGCUCGUUUUCGAGGCGAUCGCGAUCUCCAAAAUAAUGGGUUGAACUUUCGGACGGUGAAUUUUCCACGACACUCGCAGGAAGAAGAUGAAGCGAUCGGCAGGACGGAUCGGAUGAGCGGCUUCGACGUUCUGCAGCACGACGAGGCUCGCGCCUUCUCAACGAAUGAUGCUAAUCGAACUUGCUGAAUUACGUCGCGCUGAAAUCGCGUAACAACAGGCAGAAGAAACGACCGAACGUGGCUGGCGUUCUCACAGCUUGUGCUCGAGAAUGAAGGUAGUUGAGCAGCCGAAUGCUCGAAUGGCUUGACGACGAUAUUGUGAUAACGACGUACAGCACCUCUCGAGGCCUUGUUGGAAGCGCGCAACGGUGUUCUCGACGACUGUUCGAUACAAUAAUUGUUUUACAUUCGUUUCGUUCUGCGUUGAACGACAUCGCACGCACGUCGUUCGUGCGAUCGCGAUCUGGUUCGAUUCGCGAGCCGAGUGUGCAUCAUCGAUCUUCACCGCUCGAGCCGUGCUGAGAUCCUACUCUGUAUUAUUUAUAACACGUGGUGAGAAACUUCAUAGAUGCGCACAUUGUUCGCGCGUGUAUGUGUAAUGAAUAUCCGUGACUUGUAAGCGCGACUUACCCACGCCUUUGUCGCGCCUCCCGUUCUGCCAUCUGCAACCAUCGCGAACGAAUUAAAUUUUAUUAAGCCACUGUAUAAAUGCAGAUGCAAGUAGCGCACCAGGAAACGCCCGACGGGCGAGAGAGCCCGACAUAGACGCGAAGAGGCGCGAUACCCGCGGCUGACUGAAACAAGGAAACGCUGCUCGACGCGGUUCAAGGACCCCGUGAAGUCACGAGGAAAACGAGGAGUAACGACGACGGCGACUCGAACGAGCAGGAAGAAACGUUCGCAGUAAUUGAUCUGACAUCGAUCAUGUACGGGUCGAAGACACCUUAGGACUCGAGCCAAGUACAAAAUACAGAUUGCCGUAAGGCGAAAAGAAGAAAAGAAGAACACAACAGUCCGAGAGAGAGAGAGAGAGAGGAGAGGGAGAGGGAGAGGGAGAGGGAGAGAUACUCGAUGACGAAGCGCCGGACAAGCGCCAUCGGACAACAAGAUCGUCGUUUCGCGAGACUCUUCGUAUGCGACAGAACGGUCGUUUCGCUGAUGACAUUCAACGGCUCCGCUGAUCGCCGUAAAAUACGGUUUUGUCAUCAGCGUCAUCGACGUACGCGAGGUGACGACGACGGAGGAACGUUACCGUUACCGUGCUGGAUCGCGUCUGCCGGUGUGGCCCGAUAGUCACCGGAACGUACGAAGGAUCUUAUCCAUUCGUCUGUGAGUAACAUCGCGCAGACUGCACGUGUGUAACUCAGCGACGAAAACAUACUUCAAUACGAAAGAGAAAGGGGGAGAGAGAGAGAGAGAGAAAGAGAGAGAGAGAGAGAGAGAGAGAGAGAGAGAGAGAGAGAGAGAGAGAGAGAGUGAGAGAGAAAGAGACAGAGAGACAGACAGAGAGAAAGAGAGAGAGCUCGUGCAGGAACAACAACCGCCGAUAAAUGACAUUGUCAUUGAGAGCGCGACAGACGCGCAAGAAUCCUGAGGAUCUGUGGAAACUCUCUGGGUGACGACGUUCUCUCUGUUUAUCUUGCCUCCCUUCUCUCUUUCUCUUUUUUCUCCCUGUCGCGCGCACGCGGAAGUUACGUGGCGCGUGAGAGAAAACGAGCGAGCAUACACACACACACACACACACACACACACCCCCUCAGCUGACGUUGAUGUCGCGCUGACUCGCAGGACAAGAUAUUCACGACUCAUACGCAAAAGCGCAAAAUCAAAGGCGAUCUCCCUUACACGCGAUCUCACGUGCGAAUGCUGACCGCGGACGGGACCACCAGUGCGACGUGCCGCACGCUGUUCUCCGCUGGCACCGUGAUCCGUUCGUUACGCUCGCCCGUAAGAUGGACGUUUUCAAAAUCGAUCAGUCGCUGAGCGCGGGUUUGGGCAGCGCCCCGGCGCCGGACACCCUCACGCCGGAAGUGUCGUUCGACGCCGGCAGUGAGUUCAACCUAAGCUUCUUCGACGGCCCGGAAGAGAACAGUACCCAGGGCUUCAGCGACCCCGGUUCCGUGGGUAGCGCCAGCGCGUCGCCGCCCCCCGGCACACCCGGCAUCCCCGUUAAUAACCCGAGCGCGCCGCUGCCGAUUGUCCAAGUGCCUACCGCCGGCAUCGUCAUUAAGCAAGAACAGCAUUACGCGGCAGCUGAUUCAAACAGUUCUACGCCCGCCAAAAGUUUCGUACCCUGCAAGGUCUGCGGCGAUAAGGCGAGCGGUUAUCAUUACGGCGUAACCAGCUGCGAAGGUUGCAAGGGCUUCUUCAGGAGGAGCAUACAGAAGCAGAUAGAGUACAGAUGCUUGAGAGACGGCAAGUGUCUCGUCAUCAGAUUAAAUCGGAACCGUUGUCAGUACUGCAGAUUCAAGAAGUGCCUAGCCGUCGGCAUGUCCAGAGAUUCCGUCAGAUACGGCAGGGUGCCGAAACGCUCGAGAGAACGUGGUCCGGAGGACUCGAUGUCGACGAGUACAACGACGACGACCACCACUACCACUACCACUACAGGAAUGCAGCAACUGACUUCACCUGGUACUGGUAACAACAACAACAAUAACAACAACAGCAGCAGCAACAACAACAACAACAACAACAACAACAAUAGCGCCAGCAACAACAACAACAGUAGCCAAAACAACAACAAUAACAACAGCCAGAGCCAGAACGCAGUGUCGCGAGUACCGUCGGCAGCAGUGGCUGAAGCCGAUCAAUCAGAUGCCGACGUAAAAAUGGCCGUGUACGAUUUAAUCCUCCAAGUGUCGCAGGCGCAUCAGGCGCAUUGCGGCUUCACGGAGGAUUCGGUGAGAGGGCUCGUAAGGAAGCCGAUGAUAAUACCGGCGAGUAAUUCUUCGCAGCCCGCCAGUCCGGAAGACCCGGAAGCGGCCUCCUCCACGGCGGAGACUGUCGAGUCGCAGAGGAUCUGGUUGUGGCAGCAAUUCGCCGUUAGAGUGACGCCAUCGGUUCAGAGGGUGGUGGAAUUCGCGAAACGAGUGCCGGGAUUCUGUGAACUCUCUCAGGACGACCAACUGAUUCUAAUCAAGGUCGGUUUCUUCGAAGUGUGGCUCAGCCACAUCUCUAAGAUGACCACCGAUAGUUCGAUGACUUUUGAAGACGGCACAUAUAUCACCCGGCAACAAAUGGAAUUAAUGUAUGAGGCAAAAAUGCAGCGCAAGCAAGAAGAAAAUUGUGUGCCGUGUAUAGAGAGGAUGUGUUGACUGAACGCCAGUGCCAGAAUUGGUUUUCGAAAUUUCGUUCUAGAAUUUUGACCUCAAAGAUGCACCACGUUCUGAAAGGCCAGUUGAGGCUGAUGAAGACCAAAUAGAGGCAUUGGUGGACGCAGAUCGUCAUUUAACAAAACAAGAAAUUGCUGAGAGAUUGAAUUUAUCGAACAUUCGACCAUGGUUGAGCAUUUGAAACAACUUGGUUUCGUUUCAAAGCACGAUAUUUGGGUUCCAUACGUUCUCAAAGAAAGAGAUUUGAUUCGUCGCAUUAAUUUAUGAUUUGCUGUUGAAACGUAAGGAAAACGAUCCAUUUCUGAAGCAACUCACAACGGGAGAUGGAAAAUGGAUUGUGUACAAUAAUAUUAAAUAUUAAAUGCAAAAGAUCAUGGAGCAGACAUAAUGAACCAGCUCAAAGCACAUCGCUGAUGUCCAUCAAAAGAAGAUGAUGUUUUCUGUUUGAUGGGAUUGGAAAGGAAUGGUUUUUUUUGAGCUGCUACCAAACAACCAAACGAUUGAUUCGAAUGUAUAUUUUCAACAAUUAGACAGAUUGAAUGAUUUCAUCAAGCAGAAGAGACCAGAACUGGCGAACAGAAAAGGUGUUGUGUGUCAUCAUGAGCCAACGCCAGACCUCACAUAAGUUUAAUGACUAGCCAGAAACUUAGCGCUUGGAUGGGAUUUGCUACCGCAUCCACCAUAUUCACCUGAUUUGGCAUCGAUUAUCACUUGUUUCGAUUACUGCAAAAUUCUUUGGAUGGUAAAAAUUUCGAUUCAAAUGAAAGUGUCAAAAAUCACAUAAUUCAGUUUUUUGCCAAUAAGGAUCAGAAGUUCUACGAGCAUGGAAUUAUGUUAUUACCUCAAAGAUGGCAAAAGGUUAGAACAAAAUGGUUAAUAUUUAACAGAAUAAAACUUUUCUUCCUAUUAAAA
Harpegnathos saltator (Jerdon's jumping ant) is the source of this 5248-nucleotide messenger RNA. RefSeq names its product ecdysone-induced protein 78C. Gene Ontology annotation, molecular function: sequence-specific DNA binding; nuclear receptor activity; zinc ion binding. Gene Ontology annotation, biological process: regulation of DNA-templated transcription. NCBI's taxonomy places the organism in Eukaryota, Metazoa, Arthropoda, Insecta, Hymenoptera, Formicidae. Bases 2957 to 4318 code for a protein of 453 amino acids. The record is from RefSeq and is a predicted model, not a curated record. The transcript is spliced from 7 exons.